AUCAUCGAUCCAGACUCAGAUGUGGAGAUCCGACCACAAGUAACAAGUUGCGUGACGGGCCAAAGAGACAAGCGCUUGGAUCCAAAGAGAUUUGAAAGAUUCUCAUCUUGGAAGUCCUUGCAAAGAGCAGUGGCAACUCUUCUCCAUGUAACUCGUUCUUUUAAGUCAACAAACCAGGAUGUCACUGUAUGUUCUGGAUGGCACCUGUGUUCAAAGCCUCACAGUGUCGAUGAGUUGUCAAAAUCAUCUGAAGUCAUCCUCCGUGCUGUACAAAGAGCCUGCUUUUCUGAAGAAUACGACUCCCUCUCCAAGGGGCAAGACGUUAACAAGAAAAGUUCAUUGUCAAAACUAAAUCCUGUUAUAGCCCCAGAUGGCUUGUUGAGGAUUGGAGGGAGACUGAAGCUGGCAGAUCUCAGCGAUCCUGAAAAACAUCCAAUCAUUCUGCCAGGUAAACAUCAUGUGUCCACAUUGCUCAUAAGGCAUCAUCACGAACGGGUUGAACACCAAGGCCGAAGUUUCACAGAGGGCGCUGUACGAGCCGCUGGCAUUUGGUUGAUUGGUGGUAAGAGACGCAUAAGCAGUAUUUUACAUGGAUGUGUCACCUGUCUUAAACUUCGUGGAAGAAGAGAGAGGCAGAAAAUGUCGGACCUUCCCCAAGAACGGUUGAGCACUUCACCUCCCUUUACAUACACUGGUGUGGAUGUCUUCGGUCCCUGGUUUGUGACAGCAAGGCGCACAAGAGGAGGCUUAGCUCAAAGUAAACGAUGGGCUGUUCUGUUCACAUGCUUGAGUACCCGCGCCGUCCAUAUAGAGGUGAUUGAGUCCAUGGAUACUUCCUCCUUCAUCAACUCCCUGAGAAGGUUCUUUGCAAUCCGUGGCCCUUCUCAACAGCUACACUCAGACCAUGGAACCAACUUCAUUGGUGCUUGUAAAGAGCUGGAGUUUGAGAAAGUUCUGAAGGAAUCAGAGGUCCAAACAUACACCAACAGUAAAGGUUGUUCAUGGCAUUUCAAUCCACCUCAUUCCUCACACAUGGGUGGUGCGUGGGAACGCAUGAUCGGAGUCGCAAGGAGGAUUUUGGAUUCAAUGCUGAUGCGUACUCACUCCUCAAGUUUGACCCAUGAAGUCCUGUGCACUUUUAUGGCAGAGGCGACAGCCAUUAUCAACUCUAGACCGCUUGUUUCUAUUUCAUCUGACCCAGAUGCUCCUCAGAUACUCACACCGGCAAUGCUCCUUACUAACAAACAAAGUAUUCUACCUCCAGCUGGGAAGUUCACCGACAAAGACUUGUUCAAGCAGCAGUGGCGCCAGGUACAAAGGUUGGCUGAUCAAUUCUGGAGUCGCUGGAGGCGCGAAUACCUGCACACUCUGCAAGUUCGACACAAAUGGCAGGAAUCCAGACCUAACAUUGAAGAUGGGGGUGUCGUUAUGUUGAAGGACAGUAAAACGUGUCGUAACGACUGGCCCAUGGCCCUUGUGACUAAGACCUUUCCUGGACGUGAUGGAAGAGUUCGCAAGGUCGAGAUGAGAGUUGUUAAAGAUGGAUCCAUGAAGAAGUUCUUUAGACCAGUUACAGAGAUUGUUCUGCUUCUGAAAAGGCAGGACUGAAACAUUUAACUGUAGGAUGUUUUAGUUCAAUGUGUGGCAUCUUGUCAGAUACCAGGCGGGGAGUGUUCUGCCCCGAAACUUGUCUGUUCGGUGUUCGACAGAUAGACUUUUAUUUUGAAGGCGAUGUCUAGCAGGAAGUCGGCCGUCGGCCAUUUUUGUCGUAAUCACAACAAGCCGUGGGCAGCUAGUGCUAGUCAAGUGUUCAUCCAUGGUCAUCCUUGUUUCUGUUUGUGCCUUCGACAUCAUCGUCUGUAAGUUUCCAUUUAUAUUUUAAAGCUCUAUCAUAUUUUCGUAUUAUUUAUGAGGAGUCUUUAUUGAAAGUACGAAUGUUUGUCGUAUUUUUUCCGUAUCGCUUUUCAGUUUUACUCCAUGUUUUGGGAGAACACUGCAAUAAAAAGGAGCUUUGGAAGCUA
Molecule: messenger RNA, 2021 nt
Organism: Syngnathus typhle (broad-nosed pipefish)
Lineage: Eukaryota; Metazoa; Chordata; Actinopteri; Syngnathiformes; Syngnathidae
Exons: 1
Coding region: 640-1608 (322 amino acids)
Biological process (GO): DNA integration
Molecular function (GO): nucleic acid binding
Source: RefSeq, a predicted model, not a curated record